GUUCUACUGAAGAACAUGUCUAACAGUAACACUACUCAAGAGACCCUUGAAAUAAUGAAAGAAUCGGAAAAAAAACUGGUGGAAGAAUCUGUAAACAAAAACAAGUUUAUAUCUAAGACUUCAAGUAAGGAAGAAGUUGAGAAAGAAGGUGAAAGGACCAGUGUGUGUCAGGAGACACAGAGGCGGGCAUCCAACCAUGGUCAUGCCAGGAAAAGAGCCAAAUCUAAUUCCAAGCUGAAAUUAGUACGCAGUCUGGCAGUAUGUGAGGAGUCCUCUACUCCGUUUGCUGAUGGGCCACUAGAAGCCCAGGAUAUAAUUCAGUUGCACAUCAGCUGACCCUCUGACAAAGAGGAAGAGAAAUCCAUAAAAGAUGUCUCUGAAAAAGAAGACAAGGACAAAAGUAAAGAUAAGGCCCCAAGGAAGAUGCUAUCCAGAGACUCCAGCCAAGAAUAUACAGACUCCACUGGAAUAGAGCUACAUGAAUUUCUUGUAAAUACACUGAAAAAGAACCCAAGGGACAGAAUGAUGCUGCUAAAAUUAGAACAGGAGAUUCUGGAAUUUAUUAAUGGCAACAAUAACCAGUUCAAGAAGUUUCCUCAGAUGACCUCAUAUCACCAGAUGCUAUUACACCGGGUAGCUGCCUAUUUUGGGAUGGACCACAAUGUUGAUCAAACUGGGAAAGCUGUCAUCAUCAACAAGACCAGCAACACAAGAAUCCCUGAACAGAGAUUCUCAGAACAUAUAAAGGAUGAGAAGAAUACAGAAUUCCAACAGAGAUUCAUUCUCAAGAGAGAUGAUGCCAGUAUGGACGGAGAUGAUAAUCAAAUCAGAGUUCCAUUGCAGGAUGGAAGGAGAAGCAAGUCAAUAGAAGAGAGAGAGGAAUAUCAAAGGGUCCGAGAGAGAAUAUUUGCCCAAGAGACUGGCCAGAACGGAUAUCUAAAUGACAUCAGGGGGCACCGAGAAGGGCUGAACUGCACCUCAAGCAGCCUCCAGAGCAGCACAGACAGCGAACUCAAACCCUUGGAGCCCUGGCCUUGGAGCAGUACAGACUCGGAUGGCUCUGUCCGGAGCAUGCAACCCCCUGUCACCAAAGCCAGCAGCUUCAGCGGAAUCUCUGUCUUCACCCGAGGUGACAGCAUUGGCAGCAGUAAAGGUGGCAGUGCAGGACGGCUCUCCAGGCCAGGUAUGGCACUAGGUGCCCCAGAAGUGUGCAACCAGGUCACCUCACCCCAGUCUGUCCAGGGCCUUCUCCCUUGUACUGCCCAGCAACAACAACAGCAGCAGCAGCAGCAGCAACUUCCUGCUCUCCCACCCACACCUCAGCAACACCCACCCUUGGAUAAUCACAUGGUGUCACAGACAGAUGAUCUCAACAACCCCUUUGGACAGAUGAGCCUUAGCCGCCAAGGUUCUACUGAAGCAGCUGACCCAUCCUCAGCUCUGUUCCAGCCCCCACUUAUCUCCCAGCACCCUCAGCAGACUAGCUUCAUCAUGGCUUCCCUGGGACAGCCCCUCCCCACUUCCAACUAUGCCACCUCUAGCCAUCCACCACCUACUCAGCAAGUCCUGCCACCCCAGGGCUACAUGCAGCCCCAACAGAUACAGGUUUCUUACUAUCCUCCUGGACAGAAUCCAAACUCCAACCAGCAGUAUCGACCUCUCUCUCACCCGGUGGCGUAUAGCCCCCAGCGUGGUCAGCAGCUGCCUCAGCCAUCCCAGCAGCCUGGUUUACAGCCCAUGAUGCCUACUCAGCAGCAAGCAGCUUACCAAGGCACGAUUGGGGUCCAGCAGCCCCAGAACCAGGGCCUGGUCAGCAACCAGAGGAACAAUAUGGGUAGCCAGAUCCAAGGCCUGGUGGUUCAGUACACUCCACUGGCUUCUUACCGUCCUAGUGGCAGUGACUCACAAAAUGUGUUCCAGUCACCUUUCCAGCAACCCAUGCUGGUCCCUGUGAGUCAGUCUGUGCAAGGAGGCCUCCCCGCGGCAGGUGUGCCCGUGUACUACAGCAUGAUCCCACCCACUCAGCAGAAUGGUACAAGCCCUUCGGGAUUUCUGCAGCCCCCUGGCUCUGAGCAGUACCAGAUGCCUCAGUCUCCUUCUCCCUGCAGUCCACCACAGAUGCCACAGCACUACUCAGGAGUGUCACCUUCUGGACAAGGUGUGGUGGUCAUGCAGCUGAAUGUCCCUAAUGGACCCCAACCUCCCCAGAACACAUCCAGGGUCCAGUGGAAUCAUUGUAAAUAUUAUAGCAUGGACCAGCCAGGUCAGAAGCCUGGAGACCUGUACAGUCCUGACAAUAACCCCCAGGCCAACACACAAAUGAGCAGCAGCCCUGUCACAUCUCCUACUCAGUCUCCAGCACCCUCUCCUGUCACCAGCCUCAGCAACGUCUGCACAGGACUCAGUCCCCUGCCUGUUCUCACACAGUUCCCCCGGCCUGGGGAUUCAGCACAGGGUGAUGGGCGCUACUCCCUCUUGGGCCAGCCAUUACAGUACAAUCUGUCCAUCUGCCCUCCCUUGCUCCACGGCCAGUCGACAUACACGGUGCAUCAGGGACAGAGUGGAUUAAAACAUGGAAACCAGGGCAAGAGACAAGCACUCAAGUCUGCCUCUACUGACCUGGGGACAGCAGAUGUUGUCCUGGGGCAGGUGCUGGAGGUGACAGAUCUCCCUGAGGGCAUCACUCGUACUGAGGCGGACAAACUCUUCACUCAGCUCUCCAUGUCCCGUGCCAAGAUCCAGUGGCUCAAAGAUGCUCAGGGGCUGCCAGGCAGGGGUGGUGGGGACAACAGUGGGACUGCUGAGAAUGGCCGCCACUCGGACCUCGCUGCCUUGUACACCAUCUGCACUGUGUUCCCCAGCCCUCUGGCUGCCCAAAAUGCCUCCCUUCGCGUCAACAACUCUGUGAGUCGCUUCAAACUUCGAGUGGCCAAAAAGAACUAUGACCUGAGGAUCCUGGAGUGAGCCAGAUCCCAAUAAAAUAGAUGAGGAGAAGGGACUGGUUGGGGAGGGCAGGUGGAGAGGGCUGAGGUAGGACAGAGGUGGGAAGUGAGGAGAUGGACACAACUAAAGCCUAAGACAUUAGGGAUGAAGAAGCAGACUCUCAUUGGCACUGGACUCCUUCCACGCUCCCCUGCCUUGGGUACCCUAUUCCUCCCUGGUUGGCCCCCCUCUGCUUCCCUCUCCUUCCCAUUCUCUUCUGCCAUUUUUUAUCUUUUCUUCCCCCAUGACAUUAAUUUCUCUUAUAAUUUUUGGUCAGGUCGAAUUGGGAGGGUCCCAUGCUCCCCUCUUCUAUUUCCUCACCGCCCUAAGCUCCCUUUCCUUUUUUAGUCUUUAUGAAUAUAUUUAUAUGGACAGAAUUAAGAAAAAAAUUGAUUUCCCCAUUCUCUCACUUUCCCCAUCUUGUCUCUUCAUACCCCACAGUUAAAACUUGGGAUUCCCCCCGUUCCCAGAACACUUGUAUAUUGUUUGUUUAAGGUUCGUGCCGCAGUAACAGACACUGUAUUUAAUUGCACAUACAGAUGUUUGCUGGGUAUAGUCACUGUAAAUUUUAUUUAAUCUGGUUUUUUUGUUUGUU
This is a messenger RNA of Heterocephalus glaber (naked mole-rat), 3577 nucleotides long. The record is from RefSeq and is a predicted model, not a curated record. Lineage: Eukaryota; Metazoa; Chordata; Mammalia; Rodentia; Bathyergidae.